AUGCGCGUGACGGGUGCAUCGCAAGGCUUCACGAUCACGGCGGGCAUCGGGCAGGGAUGUCCUGUCAGCCCCUUGCUCUUUGUGCUUGUAACGUUCAACCGCCAGUUGGACACCGUCGAAGGCCGCCGCGAGCGCUGGGCAUUCGCCAAUGACUUCGCUCUUGCGGGGGCCGGCGGGCAUUGGGCACGGCCGCAGCUGCGCCGCCACUUCGCGCCCUCCGCCGCAGCGUCUGGGCUGCGCCUGAAUUUCGAAAAGAUUGCGUCGCCAGACUGGGGCGCGGCGCGAAUCGCCUUCUGCGGCGCGCACCUGGGGUUCGAGGUCGGCCCAGCGGCGGCGGAGAGUAGAUGGGGGGACUCCGUGCGGAAGUACAAGGAGCUUCGGGUGGCUCUUGUUGGGGGGAACUACCAGCGCCGUCUCCGCCUGGACGAGCUGCGGGGCCGCUUCGAGGCAGCUCGCUCCCGUGCCGCGGCACCUUCCUGGGACAUCGAGUGGAGAUGGCACGCUUGGUUCACCGCCGACCCUGUCCCGAAACUCCUAGCCGCGAUGGGGAGCUUGGCCCGCCAGGGCAUCGCAGAGCCCAGCGUCGUGGAGCAGGGGGCGGGGCGCGGACCCGGGCUCCCUGCCGGGCCGCCGGGCCCAGCGGUGCCGACUGGUCAUGCAGCGUCUGCCGAGCUCACGGCGCCGCGAGUGCGAGCGGCCGUGCUGCGCACCUGGCUCAACGGCUGGUGCACAGGGCCCCGUUUUGGGGCCCGCGGAGGGCGCUGCCUCUUCGGCUGCACCGAGGGUGAUGACGACGUCCGGCAUUACGUCCGCUGCCGGCAUCUCUGGCGAUUUGGGGUGGACAAGUUUGGUUUGGCGGACCCAGGGCACCCCGAGGCCCGCGCCACGCGGGCUCUGCUGUGGCACGCCGGAGCCCCUCCUCAGGAAGUGGCCCGCACGGCAACGAUGGUCGCCGUCGGCUACAAGGCCCACGCCGUUGUCAGCCACGCGGCGAGGGCCAACCCUUACAUCCAGAGGGUGUUCGCGGAGGUCCUCCGGCAACUCCAGAAACGGCAGCCCGCGGCAGGCGAGGCGGGCAACG
Prorocentrum cordatum is the source of this 1081-nucleotide messenger RNA. The record is from the annotation of a GenBank genome assembly. Lineage: Eukaryota; Dinophyceae; Prorocentrales; Prorocentraceae.